AUGGACAAUGCUGCUUUAUUAAUCCAAUUAUUAACAAAUUUAAGUGCUUUACAACAAGUGCUUACAACUAUUACACAAAAUCAAGAAGGUUCAUCUACACCUGAAUCUACACUGCCAGCAUCAUCUAAUGCUAUUAUAGGAAUUGUUAAUAUAGCAACAAUUCCCACAUGGGUCCACUCAAAACCCAAUCACCAAAGAGAAAUAGAGAUGAUGGAAAAAAAUAAUGAAGACAAAAAUUGGAAAGAUUUUCUUAACUUGCCAUAUAAUACAUAUUGGUCUUAUCAAUUUAAAACAGAUUUUUCAACCUUUCCUGUUUCUGUGAGAGAUUUUGUUUUGCAAAAGCUCUCAGAGAAUAUUAUAGAAAACUGGAAAGCACAUGAAAAGGGCAAAAACAUAACACUACCAAAAAAUAAGAAGGCAUCAUUUCUAACAAGAAGUUCUCAAACAGUAUUAUCUCCUAGUAAUACAAUUAAUACAACCAACAAUAAUAACUUUCAACGAUCUUUAUUAGAUGAAAAUUCAUCUUUUACUGAAUCUGAUAAAAGUUCACCAUUAAUCAAUAAGCAAACUGUAUUUAUUACUUUACCAAAUAGAGGAUUUCGGUCUGCACUACCCAUGAAUGAAAGUGAUUAUUUGACUGAUAAUAAUAAUAAUGAUACUCAAUGGUCUUUUAAUAUAAUCAAAGAUAGCAAUAAUAAUAGCACAAUCGAAGGUAGCAAUAAUAAUAAUACAAUCAAAGAUAGCAAUAAUAAUAAUACUCAACAAUCUUCCAGUGAGAAUAUAAUCGAAGUUGAUGAUAAUACUAAUAUUCGACAAUCUUCUG
Molecule: messenger RNA, 823 nt
Organism: Cetraspora pellucida
Lineage: Eukaryota; Fungi; Glomeromycota; Glomeromycetes; Diversisporales; Gigasporaceae
Source: the annotation of a GenBank genome assembly